AUGGCAGCAGACAAGUCCAGUUCAUCUGGCUGCAAUCUUCCGCCCGAGAAGGUCUUUUCGAUUCAGAUCGGGACAGAGCUUUUCCGGCUCUCGGGCGCGUCAAUUGCUUCUGAUGGUUAUCAUGUCCAACCAAAAGAUGGGUCCCAAUUUGUGAAGUUAUUCGCGGACUCGCAAUUCUACAGCUUACCCCGGCUGAUGUCCCAAUUGUUCGAGUCCGAGAUCAUUAUUCAAAUCGGCGACCGCCAUUUCCAAAUACCCCGGGAUAUCUUCUCCAACUCAGGCGACUCACCUAACUUCUUCUCUCUCGGCUUUGCAGCCUUCUUUGCGUCUCCCGCUGAAGUCUUCCCCGGGUUGGACCGGCGAGGCCUUCUCCGACCUCCUGCUAUUGUUCCUCCGAGUGUCCCAAACCGCGAUGGAGAAGUCUUCGCGCAGCUUCUGCAUCUGCUCCGUGGCUACCCCCUUCACAUUCAAAACGAGGCCCACCGUACUGAACUUCUCCGCGACUGUCGCUACUUUCACCUCCGGGGGCUUGAACAGAAGCUCAUUCCGCACCACAUCAGUGUUAACCCCAUUCGCGGCCGGUCCGAGAUCAUUAUCCGCCUCGAAGAUGUCCGUCGAUCUGGCAUCGACAUCGAAACAGACAACGACGAUGAUACCCGGGUAACAUACUCGCGGCCUUUUGUGGACGAACCAGCGCACGAUCUAGUCCUCGAAAUUGGCGAUGAAAACACCCUCAUCGACCUGCGGAGCAUGCGCCCCAAGUUUCUGAACCUCACCAACGCGCGCGUCGCCAGUCUCCUUCAGAUCAUCGUGGAUAAGAGGAACAGUCAGCCGUCAUCAGGUUCUUCCCACCAGAGAACCCCAAGUGCUACCAUCCAGCACCCGAUCCGUAUACAAAUCGAAGAUGAAGCAGAUCUCACCGUGGACGGUGAGCAACAGCUCUUUUUCGACCAGUUCACGGGCCAAAGUCACGUUCCUGACUUUGCGUCAGUCGAACCACAGACAAAACGGCGACGAGUGGAAGGAUCGCAAUUCGGGAAUACUGGAGGAGGAGGUCCUACCUGGAUCGUGCGAAACGGUCAGUGGCGCAUUUCAAUGCAGCCAGGUUCGUCACAGGACAGUCCAGAGUUUGUGAUGGCAGCUGUUAAAUUGGAUGUGUAUACGAGCCAGAGAAUGCGGAAUAAGCGGCAGGCUUUUCUCGGUUCUUAA
Molecule: messenger RNA, 1209 nt
Organism: Aspergillus ochraceoroseus IBT 24754
Lineage: Eukaryota; Fungi; Ascomycota; Eurotiomycetes; Eurotiales; Aspergillaceae
Exons: 4
Coding region: 1-1209 (402 amino acids)
Source: RefSeq, a predicted model, not a curated record